GCUGUCAAAAAAUUGUCAACGCCGUGAGCCGCCAUUUUGCGUGUGCUAUAAAUUGUUUUCAACUUUCUACGUUUAGUUUUUAUCGAUUGAAAUUGCAAGAUAUUUGUGAAUCAUGGGAGAGGAUAAAGAUCGUCGGCGUAGGUCGCGUUCUAGGGAAAGACGCCGAUCACGCUCACGAUCAAGGGAGCGCAGGGAGAAGCCAAGAAGAAGCAAAUCUCGGUCACCCUCCAAGCGUUCCCGUCGUCGCAAGCCUUCUCUGUACUGGGAUGUGCCGCCGCCAGGUUUCGAGCAUAUCACACCGUUGCAAUACAAAGCUAUGCAGGCCGCGGGACAAAUUCCUGCCAAUAUCGUCGCUGAUACCCCGCAAGCCGCCGUCCCGGUAGUGGGCUCUACUAUAACGAGACAAGCGCGCAGGUUGUACGUAGGAAACAUACCAUUUGGAGUGACAGAAGAGGAAACCAUGGAGUUCUUCAAUCAACAGAUGCAUCUGUCGGGCUUGGCGCAAGCUGCUGGCAAUCCAGUUCUCGCGUGUCAGAUAAACUUGGACAAAAACUUUGCAUUCCUUGAGUUCAGAUCUAUUGAUGAAACCACACAAGCCAUGGCCUUUGACGGCAUUAACUUUAAAGGGCAAAGUUUAAAAAUUCGACGACCACACGAUUACCAACCAAUGCCUGGCACAGAAAACCCAGCUAUUAAUGUUCCAGCUGGAGUCAUCAGCACUGUUGUCCCAGACUCACCACACAAAAUAUUUAUUGGAGGACUACCUAACUAUCUUAAUGAGGAUCAAGUGAAGGAACUAUUGAUGUCGUUUGGGCAACUCCGAGCUUUCAAUCUUGUGAAAGAUUCUUCUACUGGGCUCAGCAAAGGUUAUGCCUUUGCUGAAUAUGUGGAUAUAUCAAUGACUGAUCAGGCUAUAGCUGGUCUCAAUGGAAUGCAAUUGGGAGACAAGAAGUUGAUUGUACAAAGAGCCAGCAUUGGAGCCAAGAAUUCGACAUUAGCGGCGAUGACGGGUGUGACGCCGGUGACGCUGCAGGUGGCGGGUCUGACGCUGGCGGGCGCGGGGCCGGCGACGGAGGUGCUGUGCCUCCUCAACAUGGUCACACCCGACGAGCUGCGGGAUGAGGACGAGUACGAGGACAUAUUGGAGGACAUUAAGGACGAGUGUAACAAGUAUGGCUGUGUGCGCAGCAUAGAGAUCCCCAGACCUAUUGAAGGAGUUGAAGUACCAGGAUGUGGAAAGGUAUUCGUAGAGUUCAACAGCAUUGCAGAUUGUCAGAAAGCCCAGCAGACGCUCACAGGACGGAAGUUCAGCAACCGCGUCGUGGUCACGUCAUACUUCGACCCAGAUAAAUAUCACCGCAGAGAAUUUUAAAACUUCUUUAAAAAUGCACUCGUAAUAUCUCAACAAUAAUUCCAUAUUAUGUGACAGUGACAUACUAUCAUUUCAUUUAUAAUAUGUACUUUAAUGUAUUUUAAGACGAAAUAAACACAAGUAUAU
Aricia agestis (brown argus) is the source of this 1498-nucleotide messenger RNA. It is a transcript of the gene U2af50, whose product is annotated as splicing factor U2AF 50 kDa subunit. Gene Ontology annotation, biological process: mRNA processing. Gene Ontology annotation, molecular function: pre-mRNA 3'-splice site binding; poly-pyrimidine tract binding. NCBI's taxonomy places the organism in Eukaryota, Metazoa, Arthropoda, Insecta, Lepidoptera, Lycaenidae. The record is from RefSeq and is a predicted model, not a curated record. Gene Ontology annotation, cellular component: commitment complex; U2-type prespliceosome; nucleus. The coding region runs from base 113 to 1372 and encodes 419 amino acids. The transcript has 8 exons.